Molecule: messenger RNA, 1431 nt
Organism: Penicillium angulare
Lineage: Eukaryota; Fungi; Ascomycota; Eurotiomycetes; Eurotiales; Aspergillaceae
Product: glutamate carboxypeptidase
Exons: 3
Coding region: 1-1431 (476 amino acids)
Biological process (GO): transmembrane transport
Molecular function (GO): transmembrane transporter activity
Source: RefSeq, a predicted model, not a curated record
AUGGCCGUGCCCUGGGGUUCAUUAUCCGACUAUAUAGGCCGCAAACCAGUGAUCAUCAGCGGCCUAAUCUGCACAAUGAUUCUGUCCAUUCUACUCGGUCUAUCAAACUCCCUGGCCAUGGUCCUCGCGACCCGUGCGCUUAUCGGCUUCAUGAACGGUAACGUGGGAAUUAUCCGCACCAUGGUGGCGGAGAUUGUACCAGAGCGCGAGCUUCAACCGAGAGCUUUCAGUAUUAUGCCACUGGUAUGGACUAUCGGAAGUAUUUUCGGGCCGGCAUUUGGUGGUGCGUUGGCGUGGCCUGCAGAGAAAUAUCCUGGUAUUUUUGGGCAUAGUGGAUUUCUGAAGAAGUAUCCUUUUGCACUGCCUAAUAUUGCCUCGGCUUGUUUCUUCGUUGUUGGAAUCUCGAAUGGAAUUCUUUUCUUGGAGGAAACGCUGGAGACGAAAAAGAACCGUCGAGACUAUGGGCUUGAGCUUGGUAAGGCGCUUACUCGUCCGUGUACCUCGGGGAGGAAACGAAGUACAAAGGCGAAGAAUGAUGAUGAAGAGCGUACGACUUUGCUUCCUCGAGAUCAGAAGAAGAAGAUAUCUAAGCCUGCUUCACGGCCUAGCUGGUCACAAAUCUUUACACCACAGUCUUGUUUAAUUCUCACCUCGUACACGCUGACCUCAGGACUUGGCAUGGCAUUUGAUGCAGUUUUCCCUGCCUUCCUGAACUACCCUGUGCAAGAUUUCAAAGACAACCCCGACGUACAACUACCAUUUAAGUUUGCGGGUGGAUUUGGUGUUGAUUCCCAAACUAUCGGCAUCUACUACACUAUCAUCGGAAUAGUAGGCAUGGUCAUCCAAUUCCUCGCCUUCCCACCCAUCGCAAAGCGUCUCGGCAUCCUCCGCUGCUUCAAAACCGCCGCAAUCGGCAUGCCAAUCGUAUUCUUCCUUACGCCAUUCACAGCUCUCGUACCUGAUCCCUUCCGCAUCCCCGCUGUCCUAUUAAUCAUGCUUGCGAAGCUAUGCACAGUCGUCUUCGGAAUCCCCUGCUGCACAAUUUUGCUCACAAACUCUGCUACCUCUAUGUCUGUUCUUGGUACUUUGAAUGGUGUCGGGACUAGUGUGAGUGCUCUUGGUCGCGCGGCAGGACCAGCAGUUAUUGGAGCUGCGUUUUCCUAUGGUGUGAAGCGGGGAUAUGUUAUAAUUCCUUGGUGGCUGCUAAGUGCUUUAGCUCUAUGGAGUGUUGUUCCUGCUUUUUGGAUUGUGGAGCAGGAUGGUCCGCAUCGGGAUGAUCAGGAUGUGGAGGAGGAAGAGCAGGAGCAGCAGCAAGAUCAGGAUGAGGAGGAACAGAUUCAUGGUGAAUCAACAGGGAAUGGUUAUGGUACUCUUGUUUUAUCGAGGGAGGAGAGUGGCCGGAAGUCUUCGGGUCGCUCUGAUCUUGAGUGA